Messenger RNA from Funneliformis geosporum, 225 nucleotides. The record is from the annotation of a GenBank genome assembly. Lineage: Eukaryota; Fungi; Glomeromycota; Glomeromycetes; Glomerales; Glomeraceae.
AUGGCUGAAAUGGUUUGGACUUUCGAUGCAACAGAAGAUUUAAUAAAUCUUCAUAAUGAUUAUCAUGAAGAAUUCAAAAAUGCUCUGAAUACUGGGCAUGCGGCUAUCUGGAAUGGGAUAGCAACCGAAAUCAAUAAUCAUCAUCCAGCUCAAAUUACUGGCAGACAAUGCCAAGUAAAAUGGGCCACGCUGGUUUACAGUUAUGAAAACUCUAGAAGGAUAAGA